ACUGUGCGUCUGCGUCAAUGCCCACACGGAAUUGAAAUGGCGGAGACUGCGGACGGAAUGGAGGUAAGCGCAGUGGUGUGAUCGAGUCGUGGUUUAAGACAUUUUAAACCACAUAUAAUUUCUUUCUGUAGCUUAAAAUGUAAGUAUUUUCACAUAGCUAAAGUAACUAUAUUUCUAAUGUCAUUGUAGGCCGCGGAGCCUGCUAGUUGGCUAGUUCAGAGAGUACACGCACUUCACUAGCAAAGCAUCCAUUUUAGCCAGGCACAAUCUAACGUACACUGCAAGGCUCAUUCAUUUGUUGAAUGAGCACAGCAAACUCUUACUGUGUAUAUGCGGUUGUCAUGUAAUUCUAGUUAGUGAAUUAUGAAUGGAUUUGGGAAAUUGAUUAGUAAUGACAAGUAUAUGUUGUGUGAUAUAAUCUUUAUGAAAGCCAUCGUUAGCUCGCGCUUCGGGGAGAGACCGCAUGGGUGGUAGGUUAACAAUGCUAACUAGUAUUUCACAAGGCACAUCUGGCACACUUUUCCGGCAUUUGAUUUAAAUAGCCCAAGGUCCGUUUGAAUCCAUCAAAUGCGUUUCAAUAACUAAAUACAUUUAAUAUUUGUUAGCCAUUGGUGUUAACUAUAAUAUGUAUUGCUAACGUUACCUAGUCGGCAGCCCGGCAGGAGCUAUUCACCACUUUCUUAGCUACAUAAUUUAGGUAUUUGUGGCCAGCCAAUUCCUUUAAUAAAGUUCUCAUUUUAAUUAGGGAAGCUCGCUAGUAACGUUAUGUAGAGCGCGCCAUUCGAGUAACUACUGGUUUCUACGUUUGUUUUCUGUCCCAAGUCAGUCAGUGAAGGCCUAAAUCACCAUGUGCUUUCGCUCUCACCCUUUGUACUCGGAGAAAAUAAUGCUUCAUGCACUGAACUUGGGGCUUAGCUACAACUACGUUAAUUUAAUACCACACACCCGUACUCGCAAAUGUAAAUAAGUCGUUGGCAGUAUUGUCCUAUGAACAUAAACGUUUAUACGUUUUGAGCAACUUAAAGUCAUUAAGAUUAUAUCUUCACACAAAUGUCACAUCUAUUCAAGAAACUUUUUUUUAAUCAGCACGUUCUGCCUGGCUGCAACUGGUUUGGAUAGAGGACUAUCAUAGAUGUCAAAUGGUCAUUGUUGCCAGUCUGGGGCUGGUUGUGACUGGUAUCUCUUUUGGUGAGAUUUCUCAGGGGGAGAGCUCGGCCAAGCCUGCAGCAGAAGACAUGACUUCUAAGGACUAUUACUUUGACUCAUAUGCCCACUUCGGUAUCCACGAGGUAGGUAUCUUCAUUAAAAUGUUUAUUUGGUGAAAAAAUUGAUGCUACAACCAAAAUGUUUAAAGACCCAUGCCACACUGAUAUAAACAGAAUUUUGGUCAGCACAUCUGUGCCAAAAUACAAUGGGGCUAGUAAUAUAGGCUGUCGAGAUGAGUGGUACAUUGUCAAAUGGUCAAGCAUGUAUACAUCCCAUUUGGAGUGACUCACCUCGGUCAGUGUUGCCUUGAAACUAAUCUUUCUCUUGGGUCCUGCUCUGUAGGAGAUGCUGAAAGAUGAGGUGCGCACCCUGACCUACCGGAACUCCAUGUUCCACAACAAGCACCUGUUCAAGGACAAGGUAGUGUUGGAUGUGGGCAGUGGGACUGGCAUCCUCUGCAUGUUCGCAGCUAAAGCUGGGGCCAAGAAAGUCAUAGGAGUAAGUACCCCCACCUUGUUUGCAAACGGGGAAGAGACUCAUACAUGCACACCUCAUUUACUGCCAUGCACUGUCAAUAGUCUGUAGUACUUUUAGAACUUGUGAUGCAGCAUCACCAUUUUCUAUGCUAUGUGUGAUAUGUCCCCAUUGUCAUACCAUAUUGUGUAAGGCAUACAUGUUCCUAAUCUGGCACAGAUGUGAAUGUUUUGCAUCAAGACCUGUUUUACUUGCUUUAUCAUAAUGAACAGAACACAUAGAAUGGCCAUGAGUUCCCAGUAGACUUCAGUUGCCUUGAUGGGAGCUCAAAAGGAUACCAUGGUUCUGGUUAGUUGUCAUUACUUGAGACCCCCAAAGGCCUGCUCUCUAACCCCCGCAUUUGUGUUUUCAGAUUGAGUGCAGCAGUAUCUCUGACUACGCUGUGAAGAUUGUCAAGGCCAACAAAAUGGACCACAGUAAGUCAGUCCUUUCCCCCUGCCACUUCAGUUUUCAGUCACCCCUAUCCUUCACAAUGGUUCAACCUGGCUUGAAGGAAUGUUGUGGCUAUUUAGUUGUAACUCAUCCCUCUUUUCUCCCCAUUCAGUUGUGACCAUCAUCAAGGGGAAGGUGGAGGAGGUGGACCUCCCUGUAGAGGGAGUGGACAUCAUCAUCUCAGAGUGGAUGGGCUACUGCCUCUUCUACGAGUCCAUGCUGAACACUGUCAUCUACGCCAGGGACAAGUGGCUGGUAUGUUCCUGCCUGUAUAUUUAAUUAGUACAUUAUGGAAUAGACUUAAAUGCUUGUUUGAAUGUCUUAAUUGCUGUCUUUCCCUAUACUGAAAUCUUCGGGGACAAGUGUCAGGUGUUAAACUCUGUUUGGCCAUAUACCAAGGCUUUUAGGAGGUUCAGUUCCUGACUUGCUGUGGAAUUGACCAUAAAAUAAACCUCAUUCCAGUGGGUCUUGCCAGUGCCAGGCUGGAGUGACUUAUUGGGAACAUUUCAGCUAUAGCACUGGUGUGAACUCUAAGAAAAUGUUUUUGCCUCACCUGUUGUCCUUACAUAGUUAACUGCGUGUGCCGUAACAAUAUUCAGUCCGAUCAAAUUAUGUAUCUGUGAAGUGUAUUGGAUUAGUGUAAGACUUUUUGUCUGGAGUUGGCUUCCCUCUUUGGAGGCGCAGCACCCCGCGCAGACUGGCGCACACACCACCAGCAGUCAUUGUGCCAUGAUUCCACACAGCUGCUACUAAACGUCAGGCCUUUGGAUAGCCUGCUAAUGUCAUUCCCAAGUGUAUUAACCCGCCAUGCUCUUUUUCCCUCUCCCUUUCUGUCUCCUAGAAACCAGAGGGCCUGAUUUUCCCAGACAGGGCUACCCUGUACGUCACAGCCAUUGAGGACAGGCAGUACAAGGACUAUAAAAUCCACUGUGAGAAUUCCUCUAAAUUUUGGGGUAAUGUAGUUGAUGUAAUUUGGCCAGCGUUGUACCCAUGUUUUUGGUUGGAGAGGAGUUAGUCAGGGGACUUUUGUGUCAGGUUGGAUUCUGUGAUCAGAUUCAGCUAACUCUCACGGUUGAGUCGGUCAAAGGAGCCAAAAGCAUAUUGUACUGUGCUUGUAUUAAGAUCACUUUAUUGGUCAAUUGCACACAAGGUCCAACUAAAAUGUCGUUAAAAUCGCUUUUAACCUAACCGCUCCGAAAAAUACAUGCAUAGGUUUUGGAGAGGUGCGGGGGAAUGCCACACUAGGUGCCCGGGGAGUUAAGUGCCUUGCUCAAGAGUGCAAUGGCAUCUAGGAUUUGAUACCAGCGACCCUCCGGGAAUCGAACUGGCAACCCUCCAGUUGCUGGCUUGCCUCUAACCGCUAAGCUACCUGCCACCUCUAAUAGUUAGCCAUAUCAACUCUGCUCUAGCUAACUAGUCUGGACUUUGAAGUGUGCACUUCUAGACCUAGCAAAGCGAACUACGUUCUUUGAAGGAAAAUGAAAGACUAAUGCCAACAAUUUAAUAGUUACUUUUUAAACUUGGCGUCUACCUAUUUGUGGUGGUAACCCCCUAUAUCUUCUCUGUAACAGGGUGGGAGAACGUGUACGGCUUUGAUAUGUCCUGCAUCAAGGAGGUGGCCAUCAAGGAGCCCCUGGUGGACGUGGUGGACCCCAAACAGCUGGUCAGCAGCGCCUGCCUCAUCAAAGUGAGUCAAUCACACUCCGCAGCCACCCCCAAUGCACACAGUUCCGUGACCCCCACUUGGAAUGUGACCUUUUCUUGUUGGCACCACAUCUCCAGUUCAAACAGAGGAUUUUGCAUUUCUUGUCAUCUGUCUCACGUUGUCCACCCCCCCUCUACAUUGUCCCCAGGAGGUGGACAUCUACACGGUGAAGAUCGACGACCUGUCCUUCACCUCGCCCUUCUGCCUGCAGGUGAAGAGGAAUGACUACAUCCACGCCCUCGUCACCUACUUCAACAUCGAGUUCACGCGCUGUCACAAGAGGACAGGCUUCUCCACCAGUAAGUCUUUAUGCUCCACCCGUAAACCUUCUGCACUACAAUAAUAGAUAUGUUCAAAUAAAUAUGUUCACUGAAUCCUUAUAAAUUAAGUCUAUGGUAAAUGACAGCACAAGUAAUCUUCAAUAAUUGAGAGAAUACAUUUUCUAUCUAGAAUUUAAGGGAUUUUUAAAAAAAUCUGUUACGAGAAGUCAUAUUAAACCUGCCCCGUUUCUCCUCUCCCCAGGUCCAGAGUCCCCCUACACCCACUGGAAGCAGACGGUAUUCUACCUGGACGACUAUCUGACUGUGAAGACUGGAGAGGAGAUUUUUGGGAACAUCAACAUGAAGCCCAAUGUCAAAAACAACGUAAGAAAGAGGGAAAAACCUCCCAGUCUGAUAAGUUUAUUGGGAUACCUUUUUAAGUGUCCAAGCCCACCCUUUUUUACCUUCUGUUGGUUUGAGUGUCUUGUAAGUCUGGUUGUUUACCCCUCCUUUUUUGAACUAGAAAUGAUUACUGCCAUCUGUUCUGUCCCAUGGUGUUCUGUGGUUUUUAAAGCUGUGUUUAUCCAAUGUCCACUCUUUUAAUCUGUUUCUGUGUCUGUUUUGCUUUCAGAGAGACCUGGACUUCACCGUUGACAUAGACUUCAAGGGUCAGCUCUGUGAGGUGUCCAAGACCUCAGAGUACAGAAUGCGUUAGGUGCCCCCUUCUCCCAUACCCCAUUGUGUGUUUGUGAAAGGGGGAGUGCUGAAGGAAGAUCAGGGGUCAGUGUGUCUGUAUGAUCACUUAAUUAUCAUCCUCCAGAACUUGACUGGUACUCCUAAGCAAUGUUUGAAAUAUUCUGUCUUGCUUUCUUGUAACGUUUGAUCAGAUGUUCUGAGGUUUAAAACAACCAAAGGAACAAUGGAAAGGCAUGGCGACUCAUUGUGCAAUAGUCACUGAAAUAGUGUUUGUUUUUACAUGUGCUUAUGUCUUUACGUUCAGCUCAUUAUCUUAGCCUGUGCUUAAACUCAACGCGUGCGCGCACACUGACCCCCUCACCUGCCUGUACAUAGUGUUAUUGUUCAGUCACUUUGGCCUCUGUUGUACAUUCACGGAUCUUGUUGACAUGUCAGAACCCCCCCCCCCCCCCCCCUUCCCGUUUUCAUAAGAGGCGCCUCCUGUGACGGGUUUCUGUCUCCCCCCCCCCCC
This is a messenger RNA of Coregonus sp. 'balchen', 5344 nucleotides long. The record is from the annotation of a GenBank genome assembly. NCBI's taxonomy places the organism in Eukaryota, Metazoa, Chordata, Actinopteri, Salmoniformes, Salmonidae.